AAAUGGGGGCAUGGAUAAGAAGACAAGAAGCAGAAAUGGUGGUGAAUUUAGGAAGCAGGGCAACGCAAGUAGAUUUAGGAGUGGUUUAAGUUCACUAGAUUCAGGGCAAGUUGGUUUAGGUAGAAAGCAAAGAGUUGGUUAUGAUACUAAGAUUAAUAGGAGUAAGAUUGAUGGUAGGAUUAAUCAGAGUAAUGUUUUACGAAAUCCUAGAUAUUCUGAGUCUGAAGUUUUUGAUAUGAGUUUACAACAGGAUGGGAGUUAUGGGUUCCAAGCCAAAAAUAGGCAGAUUGACUCUAAUUCUCAGCCUAAAGAGGCAUUUGAGUGAUUCUAGCUUUAAUUGACUGAUGGAAUAAAUAGAAUUUGUGGCUAGAACUAGCUAUUGAUGCUAUCAAAUUGGUAAAUAGUAAUGAACUGUAUUUCAUUAGUUAUGUUCAUAGAAUUCUGGCAUUUCAGGUAAGUGCAAGUUGUUAUGACCGGUGACCAUAUCAUAUUUGGUGCUUAAUGUAAAUGAGUCUCAACAAAUGGAAGAUGAUCAGGUAAUAGUUGUUACUUUCUUAACUAUAAACUGAUGAACAUCUGUAUGCAUUAUGUGUUUUGUUCAAUUUAGUAAAGCUGUAUAUUGAACUGCUCAAAGGAUUCAAUGGAGAUUUAGCUGGUGUUUGGGA
Molecule: messenger RNA, 665 nt
Organism: Hevea brasiliensis (rubber tree)
Lineage: Eukaryota; Viridiplantae; Streptophyta; Magnoliopsida; Malpighiales; Euphorbiaceae
Exons: 1
Coding region: 11-325 (104 amino acids)
Source: RefSeq, a predicted model, not a curated record